AUGGGCGGAUUGCUGUUGACCGGCUAUCCCAGGCUUGCCCAGGGAAUCACAGGACAAACUGCACUGUGGAUCGUGGAGCCUUUCAUGCGACUCAUCACGCGGCAAAACAAAUAUCCUCUGGGCAUCGGCUAUAGCCUACCUUGCCUAGUCACAGCCGCCGUUUUGCCCUUCGGCUUUUGA
This is a messenger RNA of Clonostachys solani, 180 nucleotides long. The record is from the annotation of a GenBank genome assembly. Lineage: Eukaryota; Fungi; Ascomycota; Sordariomycetes; Hypocreales; Bionectriaceae.